Molecule: messenger RNA, 1506 nt
Organism: Mucor mucedo
Lineage: Eukaryota; Fungi; Mucoromycota; Mucoromycetes; Mucorales; Mucoraceae
Exons: 6
Coding region: 1-1506 (501 amino acids)
Biological process (GO): RNA 3'-end processing
Molecular function (GO): nucleotidyltransferase activity
Source: RefSeq, a predicted model, not a curated record
AUGAACAUAAACGAUGAACUUGACAUAUUGGACAUUUGCUUCCAAUUUGCUUAUGGCAACUCGAGGUCCCGCCAUGAUGGCGAUGAGAAAAUUGCUCGUGUAGUUUAUUUUGAUAAAUUGGUCGAACACUUGUAUGAGCGCGACGAAGAGUUAUUCUGGGCGAUGCGGGAAGAGCAUGGCAAUUUGCUCACUUAUCUUAAGAAUAAGGGUAGAUAUAAUAUUCGGACUUACGCCAACAGAAAUUGGAAUGCAUGGAACUACGAAAUUAUGCCUAUUCACAGAUAUGACAAUGACUUGAGACACGCUCAUAACUACUUCACCCCUUUGUAUGAAGCAAGACAUGAGCUUGAUACAGACCUUGUGUUUGCUGCACUUCCUCAGAAGCAGGCAGGAGAGUCAGAUAAUCUGAUCAAUGCAUAUCAGAACGCCAGAAUCAACGGCAAUACACUGAAAACUCGGGUGGAAAUUCGGGACAGAAUCAAAAGUAUUUUAACUGCUUUAUUUCCUAAUGCACCUUUAUUUAUCGAGAUUAUUGGAUCCACAAUGACAGGCUUGGGUAAUACUGAAAGUGAUCUAAAUUUGUGCAUCCGUGUUAGUCGUGCAUAUCUUCAACAGUAUGUCGAAGCCUACAAUUAUCGAAUGGUGGAUUUACGCAAUUCCCCAAAAACCAUCUUUAAUAUGCGCUAUAUCGCAAUGGAACUUCGCAAGCAAACAAAAUUACGAUAUAUCAAAGCGUACAUUAAUUCUCACCAGCCGUUUGUGAAUUUUUUUGAUGAUAAAUCUACUACACCUUGUACACUUUCAUUGGAUUACGGCCUUGGUCUGGAAACUGGAAGAUUGAUCGCUGAAUAUGUCAGAUUGGAUAAACGUGUGGGUCCUUUCAUAUAUUGUAUCAAAAAAUUUGCUCGUUGCCAAGGAAUCGACAGCUACGAUGAUGGAUUUCUCAGCUCAUAUGGGUAUACUAUUUUAGGACUGCACUUUUUGAUGGCUGUUUUAUUAAGGCCUGUUAUUCCCUGUUUACAGGAGUAUGAUGGGCCUUGUCAUGCACGAAACUGCUACAGCCGACUUGACAAUGAGCAUAUGGUGUUUCAAAAAUCUGGGUCUUUGGAUACAGGCUUUGAUUGCUCAUUUCACACUUGUUUAGAGAUUAAAAAUAACUUGACGGAUAAAUACACGCCAACAAGAGAACGCAAAUUCUUUUCUGUUUGGGAGAGUAACAACAAUCUUCAUUUGAUAUCUCUUUUGGAACAUUUCUUUACGUACUUUAAAGAUGCAAGUAAGUUCAAAAAUGUGUCGAUUAUCACCCAAGGUGGUCAAUUGGUAAAGACCAAAAAGAACAACAUUUGGAGUGGUGAUUGUGUGGUAAUCCAGGAUCCAUUCUUCAUCAAGAAAAACAUCGGUAAAAAAUGCUUAGAAACUUCGCUUGAAGAUAUUACAGAGAAAUUUGGUCGUGCAGGACAAAUGCUGCAUGAUGGAUUAAGCUUUUCAGAGGUGUGCUUUUCUUGA